Messenger RNA from Jaculus jaculus (lesser Egyptian jerboa), 5027 nucleotides. RefSeq names its product ETS variant transcription factor 3 (gene Etv3). The record is from RefSeq and is a predicted model, not a curated record. NCBI's taxonomy places the organism in Eukaryota, Metazoa, Chordata, Mammalia, Rodentia, Dipodidae. Gene Ontology annotation, molecular function: sequence-specific DNA binding; DNA-binding transcription factor activity, RNA polymerase II-specific. The transcript has 5 exons. Gene Ontology annotation, biological process: regulation of transcription by RNA polymerase II; cell differentiation. Bases 140 to 1654 code for a protein of 504 amino acids. Gene Ontology annotation, cellular component: nucleus.
UCCUCGGCGUUCGCCGGGAGGGGAAGCGAGACGCUCGGAGUUCACGUUGCCGAGGUUAGAUGUGGCCCGCACCCCGCCCCGGCGCCGCCGGGCCGCCCGCGUCCCCUUCGGACUCCAGCUCUUCGGCAGGAGAGCGAAAAUGAAAGCAGGUUGUAGCAUCGUGGAAAAGCCAGAAGGAGGUGGAGGGUAUCAGUUUCCUGACUGGGCCUACAAAACAGAGUCCUCGCCAGGCUCCCGGCAGAUCCAGCUGUGGCACUUCAUCCUGGAGCUGCUGCAGAAGGAGGAGUUCCGCCAUGUCAUCGCCUGGCAGCAGGGAGAGUAUGGGGAGUUCGUCAUCAAGGAUCCCGACGAGGUGGCCCGGCUCUGGGGCCGCAGGAAAUGCAAGCCACAGAUGAACUAUGACAAGCUGAGCCGGGCCCUCAGAUACUAUUACAACAAGAGGAUCCUUCACAAGACCAAAGGGAAGAGAUUCACUUACAAAUUUAACUUUAGCAAGCUGGUGAUGCCUAACUAUCCAUUCAUCAACAUCCGGUCAAGUGCUGUGGUUCCUCAGAGCGCACCACCAGUGCCCACAGCCUCCUCCCGCUUCCAUUUCCCACCGCUGGACUCGCACUCCCCCACCGGGGAUGGGCCCCGAGGGCGCUUCGCCGCUGGCUCCCUGGCUGCUGCGGCCCAGGAGUCCAGCUGUGGCACCGACCGAAAGGCGGAGCCUGCGGACCUGGAGGACGGCUCGGCCCCUGAGUGGCACCGCGGCGUGGACGUCCUGUCCUCGCGGAGCGCUAUUGACGGAGGCGGGAUUGAGCACCUGAAGCGCAAGCCUGACAUCAUGCUGCCGCUCUUCACUCGGCCAGCCCUGUACCCUGACCCUCACAGCCCCUUCGCUGUUUCUCCCGUCACUGGCCGGGGAGGGGUCCUCAAUGUUCCCAUGUCGCCAGCUCUCUCGCUGACUCCCCCCGUCUUUUCCUACAGCCCCUCCCCAGGCCUGAGCCCCUUUACCAGCAGCUGCUUCUCCUUCAGCCCAGAAGAAAUGAAACGCUACCUCCAUUCCCAAGCCUGCUCUGUGUUCAACUACCAUCUCAGCCCUCGCACUUUCCCCCGCUACCCAGGGCUCGUGGUCCCACCGCUGCAGUGCCAGAUGCAUCCCGAGGAGCCUGCUCACUUCCCCAUCAAGCUGCAGCCCCCACCCAUUGGGCGGAAGAACCGGGAGAGGGCCGAGAGCAGUGAGGAGCCUGCACCCACCAGUGCUCCCGUUCUCCCUCGAAUUAAGGUGGAGCCCUCUUCUGAGAAGGAUCCCGAGAGCCUCGGGCUGUCUGCCCCUGCCCAAGAAGAAGCGGGGCCCCCCCAUGAAAGGGGCACCACUCUGAGCAGGACCAUAGGAGAGGGGAGAGACACCAUCUUUGCCCGGCCUUCUGCCCCGCCCACCUGGCCCUCUGUGCCCAGUAGCAUCCCGAACGAAGAACCUGAUGGUGAGGACAGGUCUGACAGAGAGCCCAGUGCCCCCGAGAAGAGAGAAGAUGCCCUGAUGCCUCCCAAGCUGCGACUGAAGCGGCGCUGGAAUGAUGACCCGGAAGCCCGGGAGCUGAGUAAGACUGGCGAGUUCCUCUGGAAUGGGGUGAGACCCAGAAGUCUAGCGACAGCUGCGGCUGAUGCCUAGAACUGCACGUGGCAUGGGAGCUGUUUAUAUUACAAUCAAAUGCAUACAUGUAUUUAUUUAGCAAGAUGAGGGGGGGUGCUGGUUUGAUCUGGGGCAUAGACUUGGGCUUUUCUGUUGGAUGGCAUGGGUGUCCUCUAUUGUAAAUUAGGUGGGUUGUAAACAUUUUUUUUCCUGGUGAGUAGGACAUAGGGAGGUUGGAAAGAGCCUAUUUCCUGUGGAAGGCUUAUACUUCCUAAAAAGGACAGUCCCUCAGAGUCCAGGUCCUUUGUAGUCCCGUGGCAGUUCAGGUUCCACGGUUCUUUGUUGUGUUUAUACACAGAAAGCCAUUCGUGUGAGAGAGAGAGAGAGAGAGAGAGAGAGGGAAAGGCCAUGGCUAGGAGGUGGAGCAGUGCGAAUCACUGCUGAGUAUCUUGCCUGAACUAUUUACUUGAAGAGAGGAGUGAGUCACCUCAGUCUGCUGGGGUGGAGGGUGUCCAGAUGUUUCUUUCCCUGCCUCUCCUCUCUUCUCCUCCUCCUUUCUCUCUCCCUCCUUCUCUACUUCUCUCUAUCUCUCUCUCUGUCAUUUAGGAUUUUUCUUUCAUUUUUGGAAAAUGCUUUCAGGACGUGUGUGUCCUGCCAGUCCCUGUGGGCUGGGAGGACACAGGAGCUGACCCUCUCCUCUGAGCUGCAGGGUUGAGGUGGACAGCAAACCCUGGUGCAGGUUCCUUGGACUUUUCACCUACUAAGAAGCCAUGAGGAGUUGUAAACUCUUGAUCAGGGAAGAAAGAAAAGUACAGGAGGAAGUAACCCAAUGCCUUUUAAAACAAAUGACGAAAAUGCUCUUCAUUUUUCUUUUUCCAUUGUGGGUUUGGAAGACCAAACCAAAGUCAGACUGUGAGCAAGUUCACUGAGAAGCAUGACAGUGUUGUUGAAGAUGUCUUUCCAUUGUGUCUGGUUCUCUUACCAUUUUGCUGAAGUGGAGCCUUAAGUAUGAACAUACUUUAAGAUGAUGCGGGUCUGUCAGCGUCAGCCUGUGAAGGGUGUAGACACUGUUCAGAUAACCCAGGAAUAUUGAGACACAGUUAAAUUCCUGUGUGACUGUCACUCCCUGUGCUGUUACUGAGAUGGCAAAGGGCAGUGCUGUGGGAACACAGGACAAAUGCUGACCCGGAAAUGUAGAAGGUGGCUUGGCGAGCUUGUAACUGUUGACGCUGACGGGAGAGGUGGGAAGAAGGCACAGAUGGCAGCCAGGUCCAUGCCUCACGAUCCAAGGUUGCCAGGUGCCAAAAGGCCUGGGAAGAGAAGGAGUCCGUGUCUGUCCUGUUCUGGCAUUGCCGUCUUGUCAUCCCCAUUUGCCCAGAUUGUUCUGAGCUUCAUGAGACUGCAGUUCACAGUGACUAUCGUUCCUUCAUGCAGAAUUCCCUGAACUUCAAAGGAGUGAAGCACAACACUAACACUAGGGGCGUAGCGCGGUAACUCACCUCUUGUGUGCGCACGUGUGCCUGCAGAGUGCAGGGAACACCUGGCUGUCGCUCAGCUCCAUCCGGCGCCAGGCAGCAGGGAGAGAGUCAACACCUGUUGAGACGGGGUGCCAUGGGAGUGCAUCUGGAGUCGCACUGACUCCUGACUCCACCACUUUAGCCCAGGAUAGCUCUAUACGCCUGCUAACAUUGGAGGGCUGUCUCUACUGGUUGGGGCUAUUUUUUCACACUGGAGUGCAUACACAAAAGAGGGACUCAGGAAAGGUUAGAACAGGUCAGCGACAUAGUAGGUGACUUGGGAUGACUCAAGUUCAUCAUUCUAUUUCUUGACAAGUGUCCUCACUUGGUCCAAAUUCCGCGAGUGUCUCCCAGGAAUGGGACUUGGAGAGUGGUCUGUUAGGACGCAGGCUUUGGUCAAGCCGCAGAAGUCUCCUUUCAGGCUGCCCUUGGUGCUUGUGUGUCGCUCCAUCCCUGCACCUUGACUGACUGAACCACAAAGCAAGCCCACCCAGCAGGUGGAGGAGGGCUGUCUGCCUGGAUUGCUUAUCUAACCAGCAAGGCCAGCUGGCUGCCCACUGUCCACUAGAGGGGAGGGCCAGCAGGUGUCAGUAUGAACUCAGGAAUAGAAACAUGAGGCCUUUAAAAUUAGAGGGAAGAAACCCAUGAAGCCUGCCUGUAACCCCAGAACCCAAGUGCCAGGGCCACUUACCAGAUGCUGCUUCCAUUGAGCAUCAAAAAUCACUGCGUCUACACUUGAAAACAGUUCUUAAAAUGUUGAAUUCCAUGAAAAAUGUUUUGGGGCUUUAAGAAUUGGUGUUUGUUUCAUUUGAUUGCCAUUCCACUAGUCCUUGUUGAUUGGUUUGCACUGCACACUGGGGUUGAGGUUCCAGGGGAGGGUCCUUAUACAGGGCUGACCUCGGGCUUCCCAGGAGGUAGAUCAGGGAAUGUGGCGGUCACUAAUACUUGCUGGGGCAAAGGAGUGAGACUUUCUCUGUCCCCUCAGUCCCCGCCCAGCAUUAACCUGUCACCAGCAUGGUAUGAAACCGCAGCCUUCCCCUUCCUAGAGCUUCUCAUCGCUGUUCAACAGCAGGCGGGAAAGGGGACAAGAUCCAGGCCGCCACCUCUUCAAACUUCCUUGUGCCAAAUGUAUAAAACGUUGCAAUUGUAAGUCUGUUAAGAUUUCUCCCAAGAUCUUGCUCCUGCACACAGCUUGCUCUUCCAGCUGUUGGAGAGUAGAUCUCUGAAGGGCAUUCAGCCUGGCUGAGCUUGCCUUUUUUUCUGAAGAAUGAAUAGAAGUAAAAUACAAAAGACACCAAGUCCUUCCACCCUAGACAUCAAGCUGCACUGCAUUAAAUAAACCCAGUUCACUAAUACAGAGAACUGCUGCACCCUAGCAACCCAUGGGCCAAGAAACUUCCAGAAGCAUUAAAAAAAAUGGUUGUAGAGUCAGGUGGCUGUUUGUCCCUUGUUUUUAUUUAUUCUAUAAUUAUGUUUGUGCUUUCUGUUUUGUAAACAGUAAUGGGACUUACUUUUAUGUAUUUUAAAAGAAAACUUUGAUUCAGUCUUUUAAGAACUGUUCCAUUUUUUGAUUUCUUUUUGAGAAAAAAGUUAUGAGUUAAUUAGUUUUUCAAUAUUUAGGCAUUCUUUGAAUUACAAAAUUGUGAUGCAGGGAUUUGUGAAUGAGACAUUCACAGUGAAAGAUGACUUCAUAGUUACCCAUGUACAUAAAGUGUAAGUACUCUGAGCUCCAUCGUGCAGUGCCUUUUAGACGUUCUGCUUUCUAUAAAGUCUUCAAAUUUUUGCAUAUAUUAUAUAUAUGUAAUGUUACAGAAAUAUAUGUAUAAUAUACAUAUUUUUUCCAGGGGUAUCUGAUAGCUCUGUAUUUUGUUACGGAAGUCGAAAGAAAAAAGUAU